ACUGCUACGAGACAUUGGGCUUAUCCAAGGCUAUUAGCUUAUCCUUUCAGUGCUUAUUUUCAGUGUAUUACAGAGGCUACUUGGGUAAAGACAUUCUAGAUAGUUUUUGAAAAAGUGUGGACAGAUUAUAAAUUGAUGUGCAUCAGCUUGACAUCCUGCAACCUCUAAAGCGCUAGAUUGGAAUACUUAAGUACGUUGAUGGAAUGACGAGACCAAUGAUGGAAUGGAAUGGGAUGACCAACAAAUUCUGAAACGUGUUGUUACAAGUUUGUGUAAAUUUAGCAUGACUGCUUGAAUGGACAGCUUCACCCAAUUUUGAUUGGCACACAGCUUGAAGUUGUUUGGUUACAGUAUUUGUUAGUAGGCUAGGCUGUGCGCUUACUAGCAGUUAUGUUCCGGCUCCUCAUUCAUCAAACUCAUGGCUGAUGUCAACGCCGACCAAGAGCCACCAUGUCGACUCGCUUGUAUCCUCUAUACCAGCGGGGUAACCCCCAGCUAAGGAUAUUCCUUCCAAACUUCUGGAUGAAACUGCUGAAGCCGACCCAUCCGAUUCCGCCAAAUGCUGUGCAGUUCAUGGUGUCACCAGAGAUGACAAAACAUGAUGUAAAGCAAUACUUGGAGAAAAUCUACAAUGUACCGGUAGUGGAAGUUAACAUCGCCAAUAAAAUGGGAAAAUUACGAAGAACCGAUAAAGGCUACAUCGUCAAAGAUGACGAUCUGAAGUAUGCCUUCGUCACACUGCCGAAGGACAUGACGUUCGAGUUCCCGAACCUGAUGUCUGAAGAGAAGAAGCAGGAGCGAUCUGAUCAGAUGAAGGAGAUCGAGCGCGUCAAGGACACCUACAAGAAGGACCAGGACCGGUUCAAAGACAGACCAGGAGUGCCCACCUGGUUCAACUAGUCAUUAGCAGAGUGCAUUGUAUGAAUCACUGAAAUCGUGUGUCCAUUGGGUUUGGUAUGUGUAUGCGGGAGGAGGGGGGGGGGGGGGAGUACGUUUAUGUGCUGGAUGAUUGUCAUUAUCGUGCGCUAUGUGGGUCUUGGUGCAUUGUUAUGAAUAUUAAACUGUUUUGUACCAUA
Molecule: messenger RNA, 1076 nt
Organism: Amphibalanus amphitrite
Lineage: Eukaryota; Metazoa; Arthropoda; Thecostraca; Balanomorpha; Balanidae
Product: probable 39S ribosomal protein L23, mitochondrial
Exons: 4
Coding region: 451-900 (149 amino acids)
Biological process (GO): mitochondrial translation
Cellular component (GO): ribosome; mitochondrial large ribosomal subunit
Molecular function (GO): structural constituent of ribosome
Source: RefSeq, a predicted model, not a curated record